AUGAGAAGGCUUUUUGCAUUACCACCUCGACUAGGCGGCCUUGGAAUUGUAGAUCCACAUUCGUUGACUUGUGAGCUGGAAUACUCAAAGUUAAUUUGUGCGCCACUGGUCAACCGAAUUGUGCAACAAGAAACAAACCUGGAUAACGUUCCUACCAAGCAGAAUUCUAUGAAAGCUAGCAUUCGCCAGCAAAAACAUCUAGCACAAAAGUCUCAUUCUGAAAUCACUGUCAAUGAUCUAUCUGUGGAAUUGAAACGUUCAGUUGAAUUGGCCUGUGAGAAGGGUGCCUCCUGCUGGCUGACCGCAAUCCCACUAGAGCAACACGGAUUCACUUUGCACAAAUCUGCGUUUCGGGAUGCCCUGUGCCUCAGAUACGGUUGGCACCCGUCCAACCUCCCAGACAUAUGUCCAUGUGGAUCUAAAUUCUCAGUAGAUCACUCUCUGUCAUGUCCAACAGGAGGAUACCCCAGCAUCCGCCAUAACGAGGUCCGCGAUUUAUUUACCAACUUGUUGACAGAGGUUUGCCACGAUGUACACAAAGAGCCCGUUCUGCAACCUCUCAACGGCGAGGUGUUUCAAAAACGCUGUACUACCUCUGACGAAAAUGCCAGACUUGAUAUUGCUGUCAGUGGAUUUUGGGGUGGGCACUUCCAACGAACUUUCUUUGACGUCAGGGUCUUCAACCCUAAUGCCUCAUCCUACAAAUCAGUGCAGAUCCCGUCAUUAUAUAAACGGCAGGAACAAGAGAAGAAAAGGCGAUACGAGGAACGAAUUAAUAACGUGGAGCUUUCAUCGUUCACGCCAAUCAUUUUAGCAUGCACUGGAGGAUGCAGUAAACUGACGUCUAUUUUCUUGAAAAGACUAGCCUCACUUUUAUCGGAAAAGCACCACACCGAGUACAGCACAACUAUCAACUGGCUGAGAUGUCGACUGUCAUUUGCACUCCUUCGGGCCUGCGUGAUGUGUUUGCGAGGAUGCAGGUCCAAGCUUCACAGAACCUCAAGGGACUUCAACGUUCUGCUGGAAGCAGCAGAAAGUAGAUUAUAGAAGACUGUUUAUCUCAAAGUUGUUACAACCUAGAAACUUGUUGCUAUAGAGGAAGCUUUUACAUACAGUAGUAGUAUUUUGAAAAAAGUAGUAGAGAUUUUAUUAUUAUUAGUAGUAGUAGU
Messenger RNA from Corticium candelabrum, 1169 nucleotides. RefSeq lists its product as uncharacterized. NCBI's taxonomy places the organism in Eukaryota, Metazoa, Porifera, Homoscleromorpha, Homosclerophorida, Plakinidae. The record is from RefSeq and is a predicted model, not a curated record. The transcript has a single exon. The coding region runs from base 1 to 1047 and encodes 348 amino acids.